AUGGAUCGAUGCGGAGUGGUUCAGGGGACGAUGGAGCUCAUCCAAUCGCUCAAGAAUCAAGUCCAGGAGCUGUCGGCGACGAGAUCCAUGCUGCUCGAGCACCGCAAGAGCGCCGCCAUGGAUCCUUCCAAGCCCAAGUGGAAUGCGAUGGCGAUGGCGGCAGCAGCGAGAUCGAGUGCUAGCGUGGGGCUGCACAUAUGCAAGUCGGAUGUGUUCGUCAACAUGAGCUGCAGGAUGCAGGCCAGGCUCUUGCUGAGUGUGCUGUGGAUUCUGCGCCAACACCAGCUGAUUGUUCAGGACGCGUCCGUCUCGGUCGAUGAUGCUUCGCGCGUCGCAUGCAUCUGCAUCCGUGCCAAGGCCUUGGACAUCGAUCACUUCGCCAAGGAGUCUUUGGAGUUAUCGCUAAAAAGUUUUGGAAAGCUGCUGCCAUGCAAUGCCAGCCAGCUUGGAAGACAGAGCUGGGCAUUGAAUCAACUGGUGCCAGGUGUCGAGGUUGAUGCUGCUGCUGCUUGCGUCCAAGGACAAAGGCGACGAGUGGCCAUGGCCAUGAUAUUUGCUGCUGUGCGUGUGAUGAAGUUGGUCAUACUUAUUGGCAUUGUCGGCAUUGUUGGCGUUUUCCGGAUUGGCAACCUCCAUUUCCUAGGUGGAGAUCUUGGCGUUAGCAAUGUCCCAUUGGUGCUAUUGCAUUGGAAGGUCUAG
This is a messenger RNA of Selaginella moellendorffii, 699 nucleotides long. RefSeq lists its product as uncharacterized. The record is from RefSeq and is a predicted model, not a curated record. The coding region runs from base 1 to 699 and encodes 232 amino acids. Lineage: Eukaryota; Viridiplantae; Streptophyta; Lycopodiopsida; Selaginellales; Selaginellaceae. The transcript is spliced from 4 exons.